Messenger RNA from Rotaria sordida, 843 nucleotides. NCBI's taxonomy places the organism in Eukaryota, Metazoa, Rotifera, Eurotatoria, Philodinida, Philodinidae. The record is from the annotation of a GenBank genome assembly.
AUGGUACUUUUAAAAGAUACAAAUAAUCAAGACUUUUUUCAACUCGAUCAUGAUCAAACACCACAAUCAUAUCUUGAUAGAAUAGCUCAUGAAAAUCAAUUAGAAUUAAAUAAAAAACAAUUUGCAUUAUUUAUGGAUGAUCAAGAUCCUCUUGGUUAUAUCAGACAAAAAUUUUCCUAUCCAAAAUUAGGAACAUUACCAAAAGUUGAUAAAAAACGAAUUGAACCAUCUAAUGAAUGUAUCUAUCUUUGUGGUCAAUCACUUGGAUUGAUGCCUCUACGAACAAUUGAUUAUAUGAAUGCAUUUAUGAAUGAUUGGGCUACAUUAGGCGUUUAUGGUCAUUUUACUGGUUCAAAUCCUUGGGCAAAAUGUGAUAUUCCAUGUUUAUCAACUAUGAGUUUAUUAGUUGGUGGUCAAAUCAAAGAAGUUGCUCUUAUGAAUCAAUUAUCAUCAAAUCUUCAUUUUAUGAUGACAGCAUUUUAUCAACCUCAAAGUAAUCGUUAUAAAAUUUUAUAUGAAGAACAUGCAUUUCCAAGUGAUCAAUAUGCCAUUAAUUCACAAAUUAAAUUACAUGGUUACGAUCCUAAAGAUGCAAAAAUUGUAAUCAAAGCACGAGAAAAACGUGGUGCUGAAUUAUCAUUUCGAUCUAUUGAUAUUACUGCUCAACAAAUUCAUGAUGAAUUAGAAAAAAUUGGUGUUGUUAUCGAUAUUCGCGAUGAUAUUAUUCGAAUAGCACCAGUAUCAUUAUAUAAUAGUUUUGCUGAUAUAUUUCAAUUUCUUUCAUUACUCAAAGAAGCAAUUAUUGCAUUAACAACAGUAAGUAAAGAAUCAAGUACAAACUAA